This is a messenger RNA of Nelumbo nucifera (sacred lotus), 1013 nucleotides long. Its product is annotated as ubiquitin-conjugating enzyme E2 variant 1A-like. NCBI's taxonomy places the organism in Eukaryota, Viridiplantae, Streptophyta, Magnoliopsida, Proteales, Nelumbonaceae. The record is from RefSeq and is a predicted model, not a curated record.
UGAAUAGUAGUUAGGCUGAGAGCCUUUUUAUAUUCCAUCCUCUCGAUAAUCAGCCACAGCCAAACUCCCCCAGCUCCUCCCUCUCUCUGUCUCUCUCCCUCCCCAAUUCCGUAAUCUGCAACCCUCUCUUUCUCUCGUACUGGAGGGGGAAACCGAGCUGCAUCUGUGUCUGUAUAACAACAAUGGGUUCAGAAGGAUCGAGGGUUAUAGUUCCUAGAAACUUCAGAUUGUUGGAAGAACUUGAGAGAGGGGAAAAGGGAAUUGGAGAUGGAACUGUCAGCUACGGAAUGGAUGAUGCCGAUGACAUAUACAUGCAUUCAUGGACUGGGACCAUCAUUGGUCCUCCCAACACUGUUCAUGAGGGGCGCAUCUACCAGUUGAAACUUUUCUGUGAUAAAGAUUAUCCAGAUAAUCCACCAACUGUAAGGUUUCAAACACGAAUAAACAUGAUCUGUGUGAACCAAGAGACUGGAAUGGUUGAACCUAGCCAGUUCCCAAUGCUGGCUGAUUGGCAAAGGGAGUACACUAUGGAGGAUAUAUUGACCCAAUUGAAGAAAGAAAUGAUGUCUCCUCAGAACCGGAAGCUAGCUCAGCCUCCAGAAGGAAACGAAGAGCAAAGGGUGGAUCAAAAGGGGAUUGUACUGAAGUGUUGUAUUCUCUGAAUGGGUUGAGAUGAAUGAACAUACUAGUGUAUAUAAAUAUAUAUGUAUCCAUGUAGAUGACCCCGUUUUCUUCAAUUUGUAUGAAAUGGCCAAAGUAGUCAAGAACCAGGGGUGAAUUAGUGUUCCUCUUUUAAAUGUCAAGUAGUAUUCUAGUAGAGUUUCUGGUGUUGUUUCAUGAUUCAAUAAGCUUCACUACUGGGACACAAAUAAAUCCACUGUCGGAUUUGUGGAAAGAGAGAAGAAAAGCAUAAUCAUGUGGUAACGAUCCUUGGAGGGUCGCUAUGUAAUUAAUUAGUUAUCAAGAAUUGAAAACCCUAUAGGUUUCAUGCAUUAUCUCCCCUUAUAGUUUGA